Lottia gigantea (owl limpet) is the source of this 654-nucleotide messenger RNA. RefSeq lists its product as hypothetical. The record is from RefSeq and is a predicted model, not a curated record. Lineage: Eukaryota; Metazoa; Mollusca; Gastropoda; Lottiidae. Bases 1 to 654 code for a protein of 217 amino acids. The transcript has a single exon.
AUGUUUGGAGUUGUGUUGGCAGCGACUUACACUGCGACCUUAUUACGCUCUCUUGUGCCCAAACAAGUGAAACCGUUUGAAACUAUUCAAGACCUCUUAGAUUUACCGGACUGGCAGAUUGGUGUUCUGGGCAGUACGUCUGAAGUUAUUAUUCUCAACACAUCUAAAAAUGACGAUGUUCAAAUGUUUUGGAAAUCACUUAGAAGUCGCACACAGAAGGAUGCUGAUAUUCAAUCAACAGAUAUAAACUUACAUAUGAAAAGGGUUUCUCAGGGGAAAUAUGCAUUUGUAUCUUCGGAGGGUGGUGAACGCAUGAAAAUUCACGGAGACUGUUCACUAGAAUUUAAUGACCGUCUAUUUAAUGUUCCAAAUAUUGAAUACUCCAUGGCAGUCCCAAAAGGCUCUCUUUUGAAGACGGAAAUAGAUGAUUUUGUAGAUAAAAUUGAGAAUAGUGGUUUACUUGAUGAAAUAAUGAAACCACAAGAUAAUCGCCAAUCUCAAUGUGGAGUAAUUGAUCAAACAGUCAAACCCCUUUUCUUGGAUAAUGUCAAAGGUGUAUUUGUUUUACUUGCUGGUGGUGUGGUCAUAGCUGGCAUAACGUUGGUGAUCGAAAAUGUGCGGCACUAUAGACGGGCUUCAGGUACAAUACGGUGA